This is a messenger RNA of Plasmodium gonderi, 2088 nucleotides long. RefSeq lists its product as hypothetical. NCBI's taxonomy places the organism in Eukaryota, Apicomplexa, Aconoidasida, Haemosporida, Plasmodiidae. The coding region runs from base 1 to 2088 and encodes 695 amino acids. The transcript has 2 exons. The record is from RefSeq and is a predicted model, not a curated record.
AUGAAUCAAAAAUCAUUCUAUAACAAAUCAAAAGUAACAAAGGAAGAUAUAGAAAGAGAAUUUGACAAAACAAAUGGCACAGUGAAAAAUCACAUCUGUGAACUUAAUGAUAGGGAAAAGAUAUUAUAUGAAAACACAGAUCAAGGCAUAUACAAAAAGAACUGUUUCUCAAGAUGUAAUAAAAAAAGGGAAAAAAAUAGCAUACAUUUUAAGGGUAUUUAUAAAAAAGAACAUAUAUACCUUUGCAGUGCCAUUGAGGAUUUUAUUUAUAAAAAACAUGAUACCAUUCCAAUUUAUGGGGAAUUAUAUUUUUUAAAAAAAAAAAAAAAAGAACUACUGAAAAGGAGGAAGUUGUGUGUAGGUAAUAAACAUUAUGCCCAGAACCUGUCAGAAAAUUUUGAUAGUAGUAGCAAUGACAGAAUAUACUGCACAAAGGGUAUUGAAACUCUUGUUUCACUUGAUGACAAGAGUAGUUGUAACGUUAAUGGGUCUGAAUCAAAUGCCCUGGAAUUAAUAACAUGUAAGAACAGCACAAUAGGAUUAAAAAAGACGACAAGUUCUCCCACAUUCUACAUGGGAAAUGUGAAAGGUGUCUGGAACAAUUAUAAGCAUACGACUUGUGAAGAACUAAAAGGAGAAGUAAAGCACAAUGAGAAAAAUUGUAGUGAGUUUUAUUUUCAGAGGAAUCAGAAAAGCACCUACAAAACCCGCAUUAACGAAGCAAAAAAUCCAACUAAAUAUGGAGAAAGAAAAAUCAUAUCAUCUAAUAGUUCAUAUGCACUAAACAAACAAGGUAAAAAAAGGAUAAAAUCAGAAAUGAGUAAAACAGAGGGAAAAACACACCAACGAAAUUUAAGCACAAAAAGUGUGGAGGAAAAAACAGGAAUAACAGGUAAAACAAGAAUAACAGGAAAAACAAGAAUAACAGGGAAAAACAUAAUUCCUGAGAACUUAAAAAUUAUUAGUAGACACUCGAGGGAAAAUAUUUACAACAAAAUUUACCAUUUAAGAAGCGAACAGUUGGGGGAAAUCAGACGCAGUAAAGUACAAAAACAAAUUAACAAAUGUGUAAGCGGAAAAAUAUACAUACAGUUAAGUGAAAGGAAUAAAUUAAAUAGCAUGCAGCAAGUGCAAGAGAAAAAAAAUGAAUAUAACAUUAAUUUUUUAAACAAUUUAUUCAAAAAAAUCGAAUCGAAAAGGAAAAAAAGAUAUAACUAUAGAGGGUACCUAAUAAAUAAACACUACAAAAAUAGGAUUCAUAAAGAGAGCUAUUCUGACAAACACAAGGAAGAGCAAAAAGAAAAAUCACAAAAUGCAGCAACACUUUCAGAAAUGAUACCUGAAGCUGGGGGAGAAAAAGGAAAAUCUUGCAUGGAUAAACUUGCCUGUAAAAGCCUCACAAAUUGGUCUGAGGAACAAUGCACUAUGGAUUUUAUUCAAAAUUGUAGAUCCAUUGAUAAAAGAAUGAAGAACUACAUAAAUGAGCAGAUUAAAUAUUAUGGAACCAACAUGCGAAAAGAUAACUUCGAUCAAAUUUCUUUUUUUCUCCAGAAUAAUUCGCAAAAAGGAAUUCCUCAUGGAUCCCUCAGCAGAAAUCAUAAUACUGAUGAGAAUAUGCAUAAAAAUGGACAAAUACAUUCAUGUCUAAAUUGUGACAAGUGCAUAGAUUUAAAAAGUUACCUUGUAGAAUGUGAAGAUGAAAUGAACAUGGAUCGAAAGUUGAAAAAAACAAGAGAUGUAUUCUGUACAAGGAAAAAUGGAAUAGUGACACACAAAAGAAUAAAUGAGAAAAGUGAUAGAAGUGAAAUUUAUACAAAUUUAUUAAACAAAAAUAAAUUCAUCAAAGAGUUCAAGAAUUUAAAAAAAUUGGAAGAAGAGGAAAUCGAUUUCUUUAAAAUUUACAAAUAUUUAGCAAAUGAAAAAAAUGUUUUGAAAAAAUUAUUAGAUCAACAAAAAAAAAAAAAUAAUAAAAGUUGUUUAAAAAAAUUAAUUCAAAUAAAAAAAAAUAUGAUAAAAUUUAUUAAUAAUUUUGAGAAAAUAUUUACAAAAAAAAAAAAAAAAAAAAAAAAAAAAAAAAAUUUUUUAUAA